UGCAUGCGUAAAACUUUGCACCUAUUGACGCUCCGCGGUUCACGACGGAUGAAGACAGCGGAGAGUGGACAUGUCAAAGAGACGCUGAUGUAAAAGAGACAGCCACGGUAGUGGCGCGGGGACGUCUGCUAUUAGAGAAUGCCACUGCAAUCAAAUGUCACGCGUGCAUUAGCUCAUAGCAGUAAACACGUUUUUGUGCCGCUUGUUAUGUGUCUAGUUUUUAACCUUGAAUCAUAAUUUUGGGCCUAUAUUCAGCUCCCGCGAUUAAUUAGAAAAUGCCUCUUGUACAGAAUCAACAAGCCGGAAUAAUUUUGACAGAAACUCCUAUAGGAUCAUUCAAACAGAGGAAACGGAAGUCCAUCAUGGUCGCUAUGAUGUUGCUCAUUGUGUCUGUACUCAUCCUUAUCUUUGGACUGGCAGCCACCACCAGGACACAGAACAUCACCGUCGGUGGCUACUACCCUGGAGUCAUUCUGGGCUUUGGCUCCUUUCUGGGAAUCAUUGGAGCCCAUUUGAUAGAAAACAAGAGGCAGAUGCUGGUGGCGUCCAUUGUGUUCAUCAGUUUUGGUGUGGUGGCUGCAUUCUGCUGUGCCAUUGUGGAUGGGGUGUUUGCAGCAAGACACAUAGACCUUAGACCUUACUAUGCCGGCCGCUGUGAUUUCUACGCCAAUUCAAAAUCCUCUGUGGAUUAUGAGGACGUUCACUGCCAGACAGCGUCCCGCGCAACCUGUAGCCUACGUGUGAAGUCCAAUACCUGCUACUGCUGUGACCUCUACAACUGUGGCAAAGAACAUCCUCUUUUGGGACAUGCGAAUAAAGAUGUUUUGAAAAAGUUUAGGAAAACGUCCAUGAUUUGGAACCGUGUGGAGCUGAUAGGGGGCUACCACGAGUACACGGAGGUGGGGAGCUGCGAGGACGUGGUACACCUCUACCAUCUGCUGUGGUCCGUCACCAUCCUCAACAUCGUCGCUCUCUUCCUGGGCAUCAUCACCGCCGCCGUGCUAGGAGGCUUCAAGGACAUGACGCCCAUGCUGACCACUGACUCGUGUGAGUCAGAGCCCCUCCCAGCAGCCCCUGUCCCCACAGAGCUUCCAGCUCCCAGCACCUCCUCCUUCAACUGCUACUACAACACUGCCCCCUACCUGCCACCCUACACUGCCUAUGACCUGCAGGGCUCCAGCAUGAUGUUCCCUGACUCUUCUGGCCUGUCUGAUGAGUCCCAGUCGGGGGCCAGCCACAUGUGGCCCACCCUGGUCCCCCCGUGCUACUCUCCACCUUACUGCCCCCCCGACGAGAAGCCCCCGCCAUACAGCCCCUAGGAGAGAGGCUGGACCUGGGAAAGAACAGGGGAGGGCAUCCGGUAUCGUCUCCACUUUUGCCAGCUACAUUGGCAACAAAGGGCAAUGGGCAUUGAUAGGUGUUAGUGGACCUUGAAUAUUAACCUGUUUGAAUGCGAGCUGCUGCUGCAUCUAGCGCUCCAAACUGUUCCUGAGCAGCCAAGCCUGCCUGAGCUGUGUGGAAUAUAAAGAUACAAGGAGUUAGUGGAAGAAAGAAAGAGCAUGAGUCACUGAUGUGACUAGAAGCCAGUGCUGUGAGGUAUAAUUCAUCCCCCAAUAAGUAUAGCCUGUUAGGAUUCAGCCCGACCUGGAUGGAGCGGGGGAUAUUGCAAGACCCUGCUUGGCCUACACACCCUUUGCUCAGCAGACUCUCUCAGUUGGUGCCAGUUUGCUCCCUACUUCUUCCCCUUGGUCCUAACUCUUCCAUGUUUUGCAUUUCUGAGGGGUCUGGAUAACUAUAAGCAGUGUAGUGGGUAGCCUACAUCCUAUUGUUUAUACCUUACAGAUCUGCAAACAUCAAAUGGUUAUUUGAUUUAAUUUCAUUAGGAUCCCCAUCUAGUCUUCCUGAGGUCCAACACAUAACGAAAAAAAGACAUCACAGACAAAAAUACUCUAAUUUACAUACCUUUAAAAAUAGUAACACUAGCUAGGUUUCCAUCCAAUUGAGGACAGAUUUUCAUGCAAAUAUUCUAGGAUCUGCAUAAAGAAAAUAUG
This is a messenger RNA of Coregonus clupeaformis (lake whitefish), 2051 nucleotides long. RefSeq names its product transmembrane protein 255A. The transcript has 10 exons. The record is from RefSeq and is a predicted model, not a curated record. Bases 276 to 1319 code for a protein of 347 amino acids. Lineage: Eukaryota; Metazoa; Chordata; Actinopteri; Salmoniformes; Salmonidae.